AUUUUCAACCGUCAGUGUGAAAAGUGGGCACACGGCUCUGGUGCCACUUCGACGCAUUUCUGAGUGACCUUUCAAGAGGGACGCAGUGCCUCUAUCAAGUGAUUCCGUGGCAGGAGCAAGAUUGGCGACAGUGGGAGGCAUCUUGCUGGUGAUAAAGUGGACAUUUCGCGAGAGAUUUCACUGUGAAUCCCCGCCAAAACGGCACCAGAAGAGACGCGUUAGAGAUAUUGAAGCGUGACGACCAUACAAUUCAAUUAGCAUACUUCGCAGCCUUGAAACUGUGUUGAGAUCUGGUGGAAAAAGUUGACGAAAAAGUGUGCGUGAGGAAAAUUGUGCAGUGGGAUUUCCCUCGAUUUUCCAUCGCAGUUCCUCAUACGCCUCAGAGUCGCUCCAGAAGCCACCACGUAGCCAGAGAAAGUGCCUAAAGCGGACUGUAUCGAAGUGCCGACAAUGGCCAGGACAAUGUCACAAGAGUCAUUGCGACUCAUGAAAACCCUCAGCAUCGCUGUUCUCCUCCUGUCAUUCGCUCUUGUGGGCGAUGCUAGGAAAACCUCCAGCUCGAGAAGGACUGGAUCCAGCACAGGAAGAGUCUCCAAACCGACCUAUACUCAGCCAUCUCAGACUUCAAACUCACACGCCGACCAGGCCAGACUGAGUUACUCAGGAUACAACCAGCAACCCAACCGUCCUCAGCCUCAACAGCCGUCUGCUCCAGCGGCCCAUCCAGCUCCGGCACAGCAGCCGUCCCAGAACAUCGGCUGGAACACGAACUCGCAGCCCGCAAACCCAGCUGGAGGCAGCAAUAGACCCAUCGGCUGGAAUGUGGAUCAGCCAGCGCAGAAGCAGAAUGCCGCGCCAGUGAAUUCUGCUCCGUAUCCAGUUCAGUCUGGCGCCAAUCCGCCGCCUUAUUCAGCUGUGCAGAAUCACGGCCCGCCGCCUCCUUACUCGCCCCAUGCGCAGCCGAACGCAGCCACUGGCUACCAAGCUCCGCCGCCCUACAGCCCUCAAGGAGUGCCCAACCAGCCUCACUACGCCGGGGCCCCGCCGCCAUACCAACAGCCCGGAGGUUAUCCUCACCAAGGCGUCCCUCCAGCUGGAUAUCCUCAGCAAACGGCAUUUGGGCAGCCAGGACAGCCUGGCUAUGGUCAUCCCAACUAUCCUGGAGGCUAUCCUCAGGCCGGUUAUGGUGGUCAGCCAAUGGUGAAUAACUACUACGGAAACCAGGGAUCAUCAGGAAGUGGCGUCGGAUCAGCACUGCAAACAGCUGCAAUUGCCGGAAUUGGUGGUCUUGCUCUCUAUGGCGCCCUUAAGCCCAGUGAGCAUAAUACCAUCAUCAUUCAAAAUGGGACACAGGCGGCUCCAGGAGCUGCUCCAGCGGCCCCUGCGGCUCCUGCUGCUCCUGGCGAAGUUGCUGCAGUGCCGGCUAAUGGAACCCUGCCGGCGAAUGCACCUGGAACGGAGCCAGUCUAUUCUGCUCCUCUGGCUCCCUUCCCAAUUGACUGCACUCCGUAUUGGAACCAGAUGAACCAAAUGAACCAAAUGAACCAAAUGAACCAAAUGCAUCAAACACAGCAGUUGAAUCAAACAUCCACAACUUCAGUCGGAGUUCCCACUACAACCGGCGAAAUGUCGACCACCACCGAAGGCAUAACGAGUACAACGGAUGCAGUGAACUGCACUGCUGAAAACUGUACAACAACAACUGUAGCCACGGAUUUGCCGACCAGCACUCCGGCUCCUCUGGCCAUUCCGCCUCAGUGUCUGUAUCCGCCACAGCAGCAGCAGCCCCAGAUGGCCAAUGGCGUGCCUCUGGCUGCCUACCCAGGUCAAUACAAUCCCCAAGCGCCCGUUCAGCCGCCCUUCAGCAAUCCUCCGCCGCCGCCAGCGUCGUCAUUCCAGAAUCAACCCGUGCAGACGCAGACAAACCAGGCCACACUCUCGGCCUCCCAGCCAACGAGCGCUGCAGUCUCAAAGACCAUGUCAGCCGCUCUUCUCACGACAGUUACCAUUAUCGCAGGUGUUCUCAUUCAAGUAUGAAGUGAUGAAAGUGAACAUCUGAAGACUGGAAGAGUUUGAAUAAUGUAUCCAAAGGCCCACAAGUGAUCUGUUAGAAAUUCACCAAAAGGCACUUGCGUGACUUCAUGUUAGAACACAAUGAAAAGCUUCGAAAUUUAUAUAAAUGCAAAAGUUCAGAGGAUUUUUUUUUUAAUAAUACAAUCACUCAGGUGAAUUUGAGGUUUUCAAUGGUUUAUUUGCAAGAACUGUUUUUUGGCAAGUAAAAUUUUGAUGUGAAUUCUUUUUUUUUAGUGAAUAUUGAAAUGAACAAUAAAAUAAUUCACCAAACAA
Molecule: messenger RNA, 2346 nt
Organism: Phlebotomus argentipes
Lineage: Eukaryota; Metazoa; Arthropoda; Insecta; Diptera; Psychodidae
Product: trithorax group protein osa-like
Exons: 3
Coding region: 451-2037 (528 amino acids)
Source: RefSeq, a predicted model, not a curated record